AUGCUUACUCGCGCGUUUGCCGUAGUGUUGUGUUUGAACGCUGUAUUUACGUUUGCGGUAGUGUCUGGCAGUAAUGACACUAACAGCAGUACGCCCAAACCACCGACGGAAACUAGCUCUACCGGGUAUGGGUUUGAGAUGAUCAUGGCAAAGCUGGACUAUCUCCAGUACAAACUGCUCGAGAUGGACUUCGUGAUGAAGGAGCACAGUGAGGGAAUCGAGCAGAACCAGGGCCACCUCGAGAAAGUGUUUGCCAGCAUGCUAUGGGCGAUCAGUCGUUUGGAUCAAGCGGUCGGCAACAAUCUCACGGCGCUGCAGGCACAAUCGUGGAAGAUUCUUUCCCGCCAGACCGUGUGUGCUAAUCAUGAGCAGAUGCGAAGCGAAAUCUUUAGCCUCGCUCCGAAGCAAGGUCUGUCCGCUGGCGCACGCUCACUGUUCGAUCUGCAGGGCAUGCGGCACAAAGGUCCGUUCGAGUCGUGCAAAGACGAACCGACCAAGAUGUCCGGCAAGUAUCUGAUCCGACCGACGACCGAUACGGAACCGUUCCCGGUGUUUUGCGAGCAGACCAAGUUCGGUGGUGGAUGGUUGGUGAUACAGCAUCGCUUUAAAGGGUCGCUCGAUUUCUACCGCAACUGGACGGAGUACCGGGACGGGUUCGGUAGCAUCGAUCAGGAGUUUUGGAUCGGGCUGGAGCGUUUGCAUCAGCUAACGUCGGUCAAACCGUACCAGCUGCUGAUCGAGGUGGAAGACUUUGCCGGGGACUAUCGGUACGCGCGGUACAAGGAGUUUGAGAUUGGCAGUGAGGUGGAACAGUACAGCUUGAAGAAGCUGGGUGCGUACAGUGGCACGGGUGGUGACUCGCUGACGUAUCAUAAGGGUUUCAAGUUCACGACCAUGGACCGUGAUAACGACCCUUCAACAUCGAACUGUGCCGUUACAUGCGAGGGUGCCUGGUGGUUCAACAAUUGUCACCAUUCCAAUCUGAACGGACGCUUCAUGAACGCGGUGGAUGUGAAAUCGAUUUCGUGGUAUCAUUUUAAGAGCUCUCACCAAGGUAUGGCUUACUCCAGAAUGAUGAUCCGCGAGGUUUAG
This is a messenger RNA of Anopheles marshallii, 1092 nucleotides long. Its product is annotated as microfibril-associated glycoprotein 4-like. The record is from RefSeq and is a predicted model, not a curated record. The coding region runs from base 1 to 1092 and encodes 363 amino acids. Lineage: Eukaryota; Metazoa; Arthropoda; Insecta; Diptera; Culicidae. The transcript has a single exon.